Funneliformis geosporum is the source of this 1581-nucleotide messenger RNA. The record is from the annotation of a GenBank genome assembly. Lineage: Eukaryota; Fungi; Glomeromycota; Glomeromycetes; Glomerales; Glomeraceae.
AUGGUUAUUCAAGAACACGGAAAUCUUAAUAACUAUGUAUUAUUGAAGGGAGAAACUAAAGGUGUAAUUGAAGUGAGAGAUUUUUUAACCAAGGAACUUAUUUAUAUAAAGAAACGUUUUAAGGUUCCUGGUGCGUAUGUAUCCAAGUUACUUGACCCAGUGUCUCAAGCCGAAUUAGCCGAAGUACAAGGAAAGAGAUCAAACGCAAAAUUAAAACAAAUUAUAUUAUAUCAACCAGAUGAUAUUAUAGAUUUAAAGGACAGUGGAGUGUUAACAUUCGAAUAUAAAUUUUAUUGGGAAGACGAAAAAUAUUUAUGGAAAAAAAGAAAUAUAGGGUUUAGUAAAGAAUUAGAAUGUAAAUUGGUUCAUGGAGAUGAUCCAGGUAUAGGAGUAUGUAUGUUUAAACAAGAAAGUAAAAACUUAGGUUGUUUAACAAUUAUGUAUUAUAAUAUGGAAAGAAUACCUGUACGUGAUAGGAAAGGGUUAGAAUAUUUAUUGGUUAUGACAUUAUUAUCUUUUCUGGAUAAAUGGGAUGAUGAUAAUAUUUCCAAGCCAAAAAAUGAAUUUAUACUUGGGGAAGAAUCAAAUGGUGAUUUCGUAGAAUUACUAGAAAAUAGAAAGAAAAAGAAACCCGAUAAAAAGAGUGAAAAAUUAAUCAUACAAUUAGCGGAAGAAGAAGCUAAUAUGCAAGAACAAUUACGUAACUUAAAAGAACAAGAAAAGAAAGAUGAAGAAUAUGCCAGACAAUUACAUGAGGAAGAAUUAAGAUCUUCGAAUCCUAAUUACAAUGAAAAAGACGAAAACGUAAUCACUUACCCAUCCACAAAUGCAACAAUUCCAUCACCUUCUUCUGAACAAGAAGAAUAUUACAGAAAACGUCCCCCACCUUCUCCACCUUCUGCUGUUAUACCCCCAAAACUUCCUCCAAGAGUUCCUUCAUAUUAUUCAGAUAACUCCAAUUCGCUUCCUCCUUCAUUAUUUCCUCCUUCAACACUUCCUCCAGGAGUUCCUUCCUAUUAUCCAAAUAAUUCUAAUACGCUUCCUCCUUCAACACUUGCACCAGGAUUUCCCUCCUAUUAUCCAGUUAACUCUAAUUCUAAUCCUUCACUUUCUCCAGGAGUUCCGUCCUAUUAUUCGGAUAGCUCCUCUUCUUCACUUCCGCCUAAUUCAUAUCCCCCUCCUCCUUCUUGGAACUCGUCUUAUCCUAACACCGCUUAUACUUACACUACAGCAACAGAGAAUAAUUAUAAUCCUUAUGUUAUGCCAAUGCCCUCAAUACCCUCAUUUUCUAGUCAAUAUCCUCCUAAUUAUUAUAAUAAUGGUAUGACUUCACCACCUACUGGUUCAACAGGUCCUUCAGGAUGUGGUGAGAAUUAUAGUAUGGCUGAUUCUCAGUCUACUAAUUCUUAUCCAAAUCCUGCAAGCACAAAUUAUCCUCCUGUUCCUGGAUCUAUUCCUUAUAACAAUUAUCCUCCUCAGUUUGGGAAUCCUAACGAUAAUAUAUAUAGUGGGUAUAAUACGGGAAAUAAUGGAUUUAAUAAUGGAUAUAACAAUGGGUACGGUGGUGGAUUUAACCAGUAA